UUUAGCAACCCAAGCAACAUUUGGAAAUCUCUCUUUCUUUCUCCGUUGUGCCUGCAAGAUCAAAGCAGCAUGUCUUUUAUUAAAGUGGACGAGAAUUCCCAUUUCCCCAUUCAAAACCUGCCUUACGGAAUCUUUUCCACGCAAGACGAGCCCAGACACAGGAUUGGAGUAGCCAUUGGUGAUCAGGUGCUGGACCUCAAUGUUGUUAAACAUCUGUUUGAUGGACCUGUCCUUUCAAAGCAACAACAUGUCUUUGAGCAGUCGACUCUCAAUGCUUUCAUGGCAUUGGGCUGGGAAGCUUGGACCGAGGCCAGAUCACAGCUGCAAAAGAUUCUCUCUGACAAAGAGCCAACACUCAGAGAUAAUUCAGAGUUGUGCAAAAGAGCAUUUAUACCUCAAGCGUCUGCAAUAAUGCAUCUUCCAGCUGAAAUUGGAGAUUACACAGAUUUCUACUCUUCUCGGCAACAUGCAACAAACGUCGGAAUGAUGUUUAGAGGAAAGGAGAAUGCGCUGAUGCCCAACUGGUUGCACCUACCAGUUGGGUACCAUGGACGUGCUUCUUCUGUUGUCAUAUCUGGGACCCCAAUCAGAAGACCGGUGGGCCAAAUCUGUCCUGACAGUAAAAGUCCACUUGUUUCUGCUUCCAAACGUUUGGACAUUGAAUUAGAAAUGGCAUUUUUCGUCGGACCUGGAAACACGCUUGGAGUACCCAUCCCCAUUGGUGAAGCUCACAAGCACAUCUUUGGAAUGGUGCUCAUGAACGACUGGAGCGCUCGUGACCUUCAGAAGUGGGAGUAUGUCCCCCUAGGUCCGUUCCUGGGCAAGAGUUUUGGCACCACUAUCUCUCCAUGGGUUGUCACUAUGGAAGCUCUGAUGCCCUUUGCGCUGCCAAAUCCUAUCCAGGACCCCAAGCCCCUGCCUUACCUUUGUGAUGACCAGCCUUAUACUUUUGACAUAAACCUCUUCGUUGCUAUAAAAGGAGAUGGUAUGAGCAAGCCAGAAAAUAUUUGCAGGUCAAACUUUAAGCACAUGUAUUGGACCAUGAAACAGCAGCUAACUCACCACACGGUUAACGGUUGCAACCUCAGACCAGGAGAUCUUUUGGCCUCUGGAACUAUUAGUGGGCCAGAACCUGAGAAUUUUGGAUCCAUGUUGGAACUAUCCUGGAAUGGGACCAAAAGUAUCGAUCUCGGGCAUGGUCAAUCCCGAACAUUUCUGCUGGAUGGAGAUGAGGUCAUUAUGACAGGAUACUGUCAGGGAAAAGGUCACCGAAUUGGUUUUGGUGAAUGUUCUGGAAAAAUCCUUCCUGCCAGAACGAUCUAAGAAGGUGUUGGCAAACCAUACAAAAUGGAGACGUUUGGAGAUAUUUCUACGUUUGGUUGACAUAAAGAAGUAUAAUACUA
Ahaetulla prasina is the source of this 1403-nucleotide messenger RNA. RefSeq names its product fumarylacetoacetate hydrolase (gene FAH). Gene Ontology annotation, molecular function: fumarylacetoacetase activity. Gene Ontology annotation, biological process: homogentisate catabolic process; L-tyrosine catabolic process; L-phenylalanine catabolic process. The record is from RefSeq and is a predicted model, not a curated record. Bases 70 to 1323 code for a protein of 417 amino acids. The transcript has 14 exons. Lineage: Eukaryota; Metazoa; Chordata; Lepidosauria; Squamata; Colubridae.